Molecule: messenger RNA, 4551 nt
Organism: Manis javanica (Malayan pangolin)
Lineage: Eukaryota; Metazoa; Chordata; Mammalia; Pholidota; Manidae
Gene: ADO
Product: 2-aminoethanethiol dioxygenase
Cellular component (GO): mitochondrion
Molecular function (GO): oxidoreductase activity, acting on single donors with incorporation of molecular oxygen, incorporation of two atoms of oxygen
Source: RefSeq, a predicted model, not a curated record
AAGCGCCCGGAGCGACUGUCCAACGUCGUAGGUGUGGACUGCUUGAAUGGAGCGUCGGGAGUAAGGCAAACCCUGCUACCGUCCGCGCGAACGGUACCUGCUCCCAGAGCGUGAGUGUGGGGUGUGGACCGUGCGCGUGCGCGCUCGGAGAGGGCGCGAGACGGGCGCGCCCCGCCGUUGCGGGCUCGCGGCUGCUGAGAUUGGCGGCAGCGGUGCCGCGCGCCCUAAGGGCCGGUAGUUGCGGGGCCUGCAGCCUCGCCCGGGGCUGCGGGCAGCUGUGGCGGCGGCCGGGGACCGCAAGGGGCGUAGGAAAGCAGGGGACGGAGGGGGCCGGCCUCGGCGCGCGGAGGAACAGCCGAGCAUGCCCCGCGACAACAUGGCCUCCCUGAUCCAACGGAUUGCCCGCCAGGCGUGCCUCACCUUCCGGGGCAGCGGGGGCGGCCUCAGCGCUUCCGACCGCUGCACGGCGCCAGGCCCCGAAGCGCCGAUGCCUCAGGGCUUCCCGGAGAACCUAAACAAGCUAAAGAGCCUACUGACCCAGGUCCGCGCCGAGGACCUGAACAUCGCCCCGCGAAAGGCUACGCUGCAGCCUCUGCCGCCCAACCUGCCGCCCGUCACCUACAUGCAUAUCUGCGAGACCGACGGUUUCAGUCUCGGCGUGUUCCUGCUCAAGGGCGGCACGUGCAUCCCUCUACACGACCACCCAGGCAUGCACGGCAUGCUCAAGGUGCUCUAUGGCACCGUGCGCAUCAGCUGCAUCGACAAAUUGGAGGCGGGCGGCGGACAGCGGCCGCGGGCGCCUCCGCCAGAAAAGCAGUUCGAUCCUCCGCUGCAGGCCAGGGAGCGGGAUGCCGUGCGGCCGGGCGUGCUGCGUUCGCGGGCAGAAUACACCGAGGCCAGCGGCCCCUGCGUCCUCACCCCGCACCGGGAUAACCUGCACCAAAUCGAUGCUGUAGACGGGCCAGCCGCCUUCCUGGACAUCUUGGCCCCGCCCUACGACCCCGACAACGGCCGGGACUGCCAUUAUUAUCGGGUGCUGGAGCCCAUCCGGGCCAAGGAGGCCUCUGGCUCUGCCUGUGACCUGCCCCGAGAGGUGUGGCUCCUGGAGACCCCUCAGGCCGAUGACUUCUGGUGCGAGGGGGAACCCUAUCCAGGUCCCAAGGUCUUCCCUUGAAGCUGCCGGCGCCAGGGAGCUGUGGGCCGAAAUGUGACCUACUCAGAUCUGGGCCUGGCUGCUCGCGACCAGCCACAAGGGCUCCCUCCCUUCUCCCAGCCCUGGGCGUUGGAUCUACUGGAAUGGGCUGUAGCGCUUCCUCUGGAGCCUUGGGAAGCUCUGGCGACUGGACUGCCGCCACCCGGCAUGGUUACGGGGGUGGGGUUGGCGGGGAGGCUAGGUUGUUUCCUGGCUCUGUCACUAUCACUGGUGUUUUGAUUAGCGGGGCAGAGGGCCAGGGGACUAUCUGAAGCGCUUCCAUUCUAAAGCCAUAAAGAGAAUACUCUUCCCUCUUUUCCCCAUCCUAUACGAAAUACACUAAAUGAAUUUCUCCCUCCCACCCUUUGAGUAAAUAGGGUCUGUUCUCCACUCAUGUCCUUAUGCCCUUUUUCUCCUUAUUAUAGUUUUAAGUUAUUAACUGUGCAUGACCCAGUGGUUUGAAUUGUUUUUAGUUCAAGACAUUGGUAAAAAUUAGGUUUAAAGAGAUGAGCUACUGUUUAAAGUAAGCUGUCCUACUUAAUUAAUUCGUUGUAAAAAAUUAAAUCAUUUUUCCGGGGUUGAGAGAUCACCCCCAAAACAGAACUAUGCAUAUAGAGGGCAAAAUUUACUUUCCUACCUUUGCCCACAUCUAGUUUACUCCAGCAGCAUCUAGUAAGAAAUUCAGCACCUGCGUUAUCUCUGACAAAUGGUCACCUAAACUUAUCUUCCCUGUGAAUCUCCAUAUCUGUGAGUUGAACAGAUUUCUUGUUGAAGAUUCACCUUUAAUGCAAAAACUGUAUUAUCCUCGUGACUUUUUUUUUUUGCCUUAGUGUAAUUUAAGAGGUGAUAGGAUAAUUGUGGGUAAUUGUGUAUUUCCUAACCAGAAGAUUCAGAGGAGCUGAAUCUGUAUGCUUCCAAACAACUGAAUGUAAAAUACCCCUAGCCAGCUGUUGAAUUCCAUGCCCCUAUAUACUUGCAGUAUUUUCCUGCAAAAGGAGAGAGAAGUGCUGAUGACUGUUUCAAAUUCUAUCAGGAGCUCUAAUGUUCCAGGGCACUGGUGGUUCCAGCUGCUACCUGGUGGCAGUGUUCUAAGAACUCUCUCCCUACAGGAGAGAGCCAGUGCUUGCUUCAUCUAGUGUGGUUUUCAGUAGGAAGAGAGGGAAGGCACAGCUAUCAAGUCUAAGAGCUUGAGAAUUAAUUACACUCCUUGCCAUUUUAGGGUACCAAAACUUAAGACAAAACACUUCCCACUCCCAACCUCUCGAAAUGAACAGUUGUGCUAUCUGUGACUGGUUUUAUUUUUGCCCUUUUAAUAAGCUGAGCAACUUUACCUUGUUUACAAAUGUAUUGACACCAUUUGCUUCUGGCCAUGGAGCACUGUUGUUUCCCCCCUUUUUACUACUUAUAGGAUUCCUUUUUUCACAAAACUUUUAACAAAACAAACUGUAGAAAUAAACACAUUAAACUUUGCCUAGCUGUUGUCUAAUCCCUCUUGAUUGACUGGUCCAUGUGGCAGUCGAGUUCUAAUAUACGUAAUAAAGGGAGGUUCCCUCUUGUAAAGUGUUGACCUUGUAGGAAAACAGUAUGUGCCUUUGCCUCUUUAUGCACCCUGGGUUACAGAGACCCAGAGGGAAGGAAUGUUUUUUCCCCAAGUUUAGAAUGAAAAAGCAAAUUAUUCAUGAAUGAUUAUUUUUUAACACAAAAAUAUGCUUAUUCCAUGUGACAUGCUACUAUGUUGUAAAACUUGAGAAAAGAAUAAUGCCUACCUACCAUUUCCUCCAGGAUUGCUCAAAGUAUUUUAUGGUAGCUUCACUUUCUGGUGUGAUUUAGUAUACCUAAGGGGCAAUUUGAAGCAUUUCUUCAUGCGAUUCAAUUUAAGACUAAAUUCUAGAUAAAAAAAUGAUGAUUUUCUUAGAAAUGUGUUCACAAAUGGCUUUUUUUCUUAGCACAGUAAGAUGGUUCUCAAUCACAUGCCUACCUGUUUUGAAAUAUAUUCUAGCAGAAAGUUGAUUAACUUAAAAAGAUUGUUGAUAGGCAUGCGUGUUAUAGUACAACUUGGAGUACAUUAAGCUAACCUUCAAAAAUUCAUUCUGGCAAUAAGUAAUAGAAGACAAAUUGUUUUUCCAAACUUUAUUAUGAAAAGUUCUCAAGUAUAAGCAAGUUGAAUGAAAAAAACUAAGGUGCUUUUCAAAAGAAUAACUGAAAUUGUUACAGGCCAAAACAGCAAUAUAAUCUUUCUCUCUCAUAUAGUUCAAUAAGAACUGUGAAACUUUUGGUUCACUAAUAAAUUCUGAGUAAUUAAUGAUGAAAAAAUGUAACUCAUAUAAUGAGCCACUAAGGAAAGAAUAUUCUUAUUACAAAGACAAAAUGGUGCAGAAAAACCUUGCAUCUCUCUGCAUAAACUGUCAAUCAUGACUGACUUCAUGUGCUGCUAUUACGUUUCCAUAUAUUCCUGCAAUGUACACUGUUUUAGUAACAACUGUGGGAAAAAGUCUUCCCUACAAAAACUAGUGAGCACAAUGAUACUAAUUGCUUAACUUUUCUGUUGAAUAACAAAUACAAUAAUGUCCUAGAAGUUGUCUAAGCACUUCUAAAGCUUUUUAAUUCUCUGGUUCUUAUCAAUGGCCAGUUUCAUCAAUGGAGAGUAUGUAUACCUUCCUACUACUUUAUGAGAAUUGAGGGUUUAUUAAGCCUGAUGUACAUGGGUUGCAUUUACACCAACUGUUGUUUAUUAACAAAGGUGGUAGGCCUGUUUUUAAAGUAGUGUUUGUCAACAGGAGUAGGUUCUCCCAAACACACCUUUUAUUCUUUUUGCAUUGUCCCCUUGUAGGAGCCUCAGUCUUGGCAUCUCAGGUGGACUCUGUCAUCACUUCGCUAUUAUAAAUGACUUUGAGUCUUGUGCUGUAGCUCAAUUGCUCUUUCUGAAAAAGCAAUAUAUCUUUUUUUCAGGGCUCUGCCCACUACUAUUCAACUCUAACCUGAGGCAGUGCCACUCCUAUAACUCUGGUCUGAAUUCAGUACUCAAGGUUAUAUACAGAAGUGGACCACUGAUCACUUCAGCGCAAAGUCAUCUACUGUCAAAGAAGGAAAUCAUUUGUUAAGCCCCACAUAGACACUGAAUCUUAAGAUCCAGGAAUGUUACAUUUCUGGAACAAAACUGGUGUAUUUAUGGAAAAUAAAGGCAUGUUUGAAAAUGUUUAGAUGUAAAUCUUACUUGAUUAUUGCUAAAUGAAGAAGGAAAAUAUUGCUAUGAUGCUACAAUUUAAUUAUAUUAAAGGUUCAUGGUCUGUAAGAUUGUUAUACUAAAAUCUGGUGGUCUACAGUCCAAGUAAUAAUAAAAACUUAAAAUUAAUAGUUGA